AUGCUGCCUGCUGCCUCAGCCCUGUCAGGUGCAAAAGGAAAUGACAGCAAAGAGGAAAUAAGUUUGCAGCGCCUGUGGGGAGCGCGCUGGACUGAGGUGUUGGCAAGGGACGGAUGCACGGCCGUGCCACUUGGGCACUGCUCCAUUGGGAAUGGCCCCAGCACAGAGCACGAGCUAAGGGGAUUGGGCACAUUGAAAGGUGCUGGGCUCGUGGGCAUGGCGUCCGGCCCCAUGUCCUCCGCCGACUCCUCCAGCCUCAGUACCCUGGAGGAGCUGUCCGAUGCCUUCGAUUCAGCCCUGGGGCGCCAUGACGACUCCAGCUCGCUGGGCUCCGACUCUGAGCUGAACGGGGCCGCCCCUUAUCGCCAGACCGACCGCUAUGGCUUCCUUGGGGCCAGUGGCGCCCAGGAUGGCCUGGGCCAGCCCCCAGUAGAGCUCAUCCGGCACCGGGAAGCCAGAUGGCUGGAGAUGACAUCGCACUGGGAGAAGGCCAUGGCCAGGAGGUACAAGAAGGUGAAGGUACUGUGCCGUAAAGGGAUCCCCUCGUCCAUGCGCGCCCGCUGCUGGCCCCUGCUGUGCGGAGGGCAGGCCAGCAUGGACCGCAACCAUGGCAAGUACAAGGAACUGGAACAGUCACCUGGCGACCCGCAGUGGUUGGAGACCAUUGAGAAGGACAUCCACCGCCAGUUCCCCUUCCACGAGAUGUUCCUGUCGCCUGAGGGACAUGGGCAGCGAGGGCUCAUGCAGCUCCUGAAGGCCUACACCGUGUAUCGGCCCCGCGAGGGCUACUGCCAGGCCCAGGGCCCUGUGGCUGCAGUGCUGCUCAUGCACAUGCCUGCUGAGCAAGCCUUCUGGUGCCUGGUGCAGAUCAGUGAGCGCUACCUGCCCGGUUACUACAGCCCUGAGAUGGAGGCAGUGCUGCUGGAUGGCGAGGUCUUCGUGGCACUGCUGCGGCGCGUCUGCCCCAAGGCCUACAAGCACCUGCAGAAGCACAGUGUGGGGCCGCUGCUCUACGUCACCGAGUGGUUCCUGUGCCUCUACAGCCGCACCCUGCCCUUCCCCACCGUGCUGCGCAUCUGGGAUGCCUUCCUCAGCGAGGGGGUGAAGGUGCUGUUCCGGGUGGGGCUGGUGCUGGUGCGCCUGGCGCUGGGCUCCUCGGAGAAUCUGCGGGACUGCACGGGCGUGGUGGAAACACUGGAAAAGCUGCGCAGCAUCCCAGCCCGCCUACUGCAGGAGGACACGUUCAUGGCCGAGGUUCACAACGUGGCCGUCUCGGACCGCGAUGUGGAGCGCGAGUGCCGGACCCAGCUAGCCAAGCUGCGCAAGGUCCGGCCUGAUUUCGGGUACCGCCCGGAGCAGCGCCUGCCCAACGCCAAAGCCAUCUUCGACGCCCAGCAGCUGGAGGAUGCGCAGCAGCCCGGGAAGGGCAGGCACCCAGCGUCUGCCUUCCUCAUCCCCGAGAUUGUGGUGGACCCCCCCCAACCCCCCCCCAAGGAGCAGCGCCGGCUGGAGAGGGAGCGGCUGAAGGAGCAGCGCCGGCAGGAGCAGGAGCGGCGCCGGCAGGAGGAGGCAGCCGAGAAGCAGGCUCGUAAGAAGAAGCCCCCAGGCAGGAAGAAACCAGACACGCGUGGCAAGACUUUCCACGUGGCCCAGCGCCCCAUGCUCAACCUAGCACAAGAGGGCGGGGAAGGGGAGGAGCCUGGCCCUGCCAAGAGAAACUCUGCCCCCUACCUGGAGACCUAUUUCUGA
Molecule: messenger RNA, 1749 nt
Organism: Emys orbicularis (European pond turtle)
Lineage: Eukaryota; Metazoa; Chordata; Testudines; Emydidae
Gene: TBC1D10C
Product: TBC1 domain family member 10C
Exons: 10
Coding region: 1-1749 (582 amino acids)
Source: RefSeq, a predicted model, not a curated record